AUGGGCUAUAAAAAACAACUGCAAGUUGAGAGUUCAUCAAAAGUACUUAUCAUUGCCGUUGCCUUCUUGGCCUGCGCCUACGCGGAUGUUUCGGAACUGGCCGAUCAGGGCUAUGACUACCCACAACCUGCACCUGCCUACAUUCCUCCUCCAGUGGCGCCAAAGAACACCUACAUUCCCCCUCCACCACCACCACCGCCACCAGCACCAAAGAACACCUACAUUCCUCCUCCUCCAGCUCCGGCUAAGGCUUACAUUCCCCCACCAGCAGCUCCCGCCAAGGCCUACAUUCCUCCCCCACCACCACCACCACCACCAGCACCCAAGAACACCUACAUUCCUCCUCCAGCUGCUCCCUCAAACACCUACAUCCCACCAGCUCCCGUUGCUCCCGUCCUCUCCGAACCCGUGUUCGAGGAGAUCGAGCAGCCUGCUCAGGAUGGAUACCGCUACAAGACCGUGCGUCGUCGCGUCUUCCGUCACCGCAACUAA
Molecule: messenger RNA, 492 nt
Organism: Drosophila nasuta
Lineage: Eukaryota; Metazoa; Arthropoda; Insecta; Diptera; Drosophilidae
Exons: 2
Coding region: 1-492 (163 amino acids)
Source: RefSeq, a predicted model, not a curated record